GCAAUCAAAAAUGGGCUCUAAAUAUUGGUCACUCCUACGCACAUAUGCUCAUUUUGCAUUAGCGGUAUUACAGAUAAUUCUGAAACGCUCUAUAUAAAUUCGUCCCGAAUGUCACUGACCUCUAAAUUAUUCAUUACGGUCAGAUAAAUAAGUCGUAAUUGUUUUUUUGCGUCACGCGUUUCGUAAAGACUUAUCUCCAGAUGAUGUUCAGUCGUAGCCGCUGUGCCACUUUUAUUUGUUGUGUUUCGUUCGGUGCUUCGAUUAGUUUCAAACAAAUUUUAAAAGAGAAUGUCGUCAAGAAUGAAACUCGUUGUGUUGUAUGUUUUCCUACCGUUUACUGUUGGCGUUAAAAUUGGCUUUACAAGUUGCCAUGACCGUGGUUGGCAAUGCAAUAACAACUUAGCUAACGAUAUUGUUUACACAUGCGCAUUGGACAAUAACGAAAAUGUGAUACAUCUCAAAGAUCACUACACUCAGCACAUAACGAGUCUAACUGUGCAGCGUUGUAAACGCUUGAAAGUAAUUCUGGAUUGUUCUGUGCUGCAAAGACCAUCUCGCCUACAAGCAUUCAAAGUAAAGGAUUGCGAGAGACUCGAAUUCGCUUCAACAACCUCUAACACACUGAUACAAACACCUUCAGAAGUAACCAUCGAGAAUGUCCGGGAAAUAGUCUCCUUGCCUAGAGGAAUGUUUAAAUCCCCGAUAACAGAUACCGAACUUAAAUGCUUAGGAACAACGAGCUUAAAGAAAAUUCGUAUAACAGGCAGUAAGAUAAAUAUUAUCAACACAAGAGCAAUUUAUAAUGUUAGUGGAAUAAUGAAUAUUGAGUUCGAAAAUAUCACGAUAGUAGACGUUGAAAGUCAGGCGAUAGAAGCUACUAUGAACAGCAAUUCAGGUGUGUUUAAAGUCACAAGCAGCAGAGUUGAUAAUUUGCGUUCUAAAGCAAUCGCAGUGCAUAGCAAUAGAGCUACAAUAACAGACAAUGUUUUUAAUGAUAUAUCUACAAAGAGUAUAAACAUAACUGCCGAUUACAUACAUUUUACAAGGAACGCAAUAAGGGAUAUCUCUAACGACGGUCUAAUUGUAAAAUCUGGCUACACCGAUAUAUCAAACAAUCAAAUUCAUACACUUAAGAGCAAUGCAUUAGCGAGCAUUAAAUGCUCAAAGAAAAUAACAGGCAGAAAACUGUUAAGUUUUUCUAAAAAUUCAAUAGAAAAUGUUGAAUCAGACUCGUUAUUUUUCGACUAUCAAAGUUGCAAAUCCGCUGGCACGCCUGUUUCUUAUAGAGAGAACAAAUUGAACUGUAACUGUCGCAACAUCGCUUUCCUUGGAAGUGCAGCGGGAAACAGUGAGCUAAGCUAUUCAAUUUUAGAUUCCGCAUCUAAUAACACAUGCCUCUCGGCCCCUUGCUUCCUUCCCGUAGAUGUGGUGAAGAUGCUACUUGAGAGCAACAUGUGUCAAAUAAAUUUGGACCCUGAAGUCAUGUGCUUGCUUUAUAAUGACAAAAAAUCGAAGAACAACGAUGUGACAGACGAGGACGUGACAGAGGCGGCUUCGACGUUCUAUUUGAUACGGCAAGCCAACGGACGCAACGGCGACGCAAGCGCCGCCAUGACAGCCAUAAACAAGGAUGAUCUUUUAAACGACAGCCAUAUGAACAUGACUAAUAGAACUACCAUAAAAGUCGUGUUCGAUUCCUCUAAAGACUUCGUAGAGACGUUACGCAGUACCAACUCAUCUCGCAGAAAGCAAGUCGAGGAGCCCAAAACCCCACCGAGAACAGAGUACACGAACCGGUGCGUCGGAGCGCAGUGCAGGACCAACGCCUACGAUAAACAAAAGGCGUUAGAUUUCUACAAGUAUGUGUACGCGCAAUUACGAACACCGAAAACAAACACGAAUACAAAGACUUGA
This is a messenger RNA of Cydia amplana, 1914 nucleotides long. RefSeq lists its product as uncharacterized. NCBI's taxonomy places the organism in Eukaryota, Metazoa, Arthropoda, Insecta, Lepidoptera, Tortricidae. Bases 289 to 1914 code for a protein of 541 amino acids. The record is from RefSeq and is a predicted model, not a curated record. The transcript has 2 exons.